This is a messenger RNA of Cutaneotrichosporon cavernicola, 219 nucleotides long. RefSeq lists its product as uncharacterized. The coding region runs from base 1 to 219 and encodes 72 amino acids. NCBI's taxonomy places the organism in Eukaryota, Fungi, Basidiomycota, Tremellomycetes, Trichosporonales, Trichosporonaceae. The transcript is spliced from 3 exons. The record is from RefSeq and is a predicted model, not a curated record.
AUGAACAACGACUUGCUCUGCCUGUGUCGUGCACGACACGGGUUCGACGCCGGCACCAGUGGCUUACGGGCUAAGCGACCCACUCAGACGCCGAUCAGCGUGGAAUUGAGCGGAAGUCAGAACAACUACGUUGUUCCCGCCGCUUUCAACACAAGUGUCGCCAUCGCGGCGAUUAUCAUGUUCUUCGGCCUUGCUUCCCCCGGAAUCGAGCUUGACUAG